Messenger RNA from Pygoscelis adeliae (Adelie penguin), 1015 nucleotides. RefSeq names its product chromosome unknown open reading frame, human C1orf95 (gene STUM). The coding region runs from base 1 to 234 and encodes 77 amino acids. The transcript is spliced from 4 exons. The record is from RefSeq and is a predicted model, not a curated record. NCBI's taxonomy places the organism in Eukaryota, Metazoa, Chordata, Aves, Sphenisciformes, Spheniscidae.
AUGCUCUCAGGAACGUUUGUAUCUGCUUUUACCGUGCUGUGCGGAGCCCGGACCGACCUCCCUGAUAGGCAUAUGUGUUGUGUCUUCUGGCUGAACAUUGCUGCUGCUCUGAUUCAGAUCCUGACUGCAAUCGUGAUGGUUGGCUGGAUUAUGAGUAUAUUUUGGGGGAUGGACAUGGUCAUUCUCGCAAUUUCACAAGGCUACAAGGAACAGGGGAUCCCACAGCAGCUGUAGUGGCUGGGACAAGUAUGGUCAGAGAAACACGGCGAGAGAUUUCCUUUGGCAGCUGUGGGCCAUGGACCUUUUCAUUACCCUUUGUCUUUCUUCUUCUUCCUUUUGUUUUGUUUCCUUCUGUUUGAACCCGGUUCAUCUGCCCGUCCAGCGGAGCGGAGGUGCAGAGCAGCCGACGGAGACUUGCACUGAUCCCAUUGAGCAGCGGAGAUGGGGCAAGCAUGGCGUGGGUUAGGACUGGCCCUGGCCAGCACGUGGUGGGCGGCCGAGGAGGAGGGUGCCAGGAGAAGGAGACACCCCUGGCAAAGGUGGCACCUGGGCAGGCAGCUGAGCCGGGGGACCGGGAGGUGCUGCAUCUCUCUCCUCCCAGAGGGAAGUAGCUGAAGACGUUUUGCCUCCUUUUUACGCUCACCGUUAAAGGAAACCGGCUGUGAACAUCAAAUGCCAAGGAGCUAUUAAUAGAUAUAUGUACAGUAUGUAAAAGCAAACCAAUGGUACUUUUUUCCCCCACCCCGAGAGCCCAUCCUUGACUGUUUCGUGGUAGCGGAGGGCUCAGCCCAGCGUCCUCUGCUGUCUGUGUAUAUAUGAUGCUCAAUGAAGCUCUGUCCUUGCAGAUGUCUUGAGAAAUGUGCUUGCUGUAAAUCGUAUUCACUGCUGAACUGACUGGGGCCAUCCCCUGCUUCCAUCCACUGGCACCAUGCGAAGACCAGACCUACCGCUGGCCCCUGGGGAGACUUUAUCUAGCAAGGGACCGCUGCCCCGCAGCACCUUGCCUCUAGGGUGG